Messenger RNA from Pistacia vera, 1956 nucleotides. Its product is annotated as amino acid transporter AVT6E. Lineage: Eukaryota; Viridiplantae; Streptophyta; Magnoliopsida; Sapindales; Anacardiaceae. Gene Ontology annotation, biological process: amino acid transmembrane transport. Gene Ontology annotation, molecular function: amino acid transmembrane transporter activity. The coding region runs from base 200 to 1528 and encodes 442 amino acids. The record is from RefSeq and is a predicted model, not a curated record. The transcript has a single exon.
GUUUUGUUUUGUUUUUGUAAUUUUUAGAUCUUUCGUUUCUUUGUAAUUGUUCUUGCCGCAAUGGAUAGUAUUAUACAGCUAUAUCCAAGGACUUUUCUGUAGAGUUACAAAUACAUGAUAGUUCACCAAAUCCAAGAUCUUCCCAAAAAACCCACAUCAAAAUCCCAUCUUGAUGAUGAAAACGGAUUUGAAUUGAAGAAUGCCAAUGAUCAUAAGCUUAGUUGAUGAUCCUGAUGAUGAUACUGAUGUUCAUCCCCUUAUACAUGGUCAAAACAAUAAUGGGUCUGGUACUUAUGGGGCUGUUUUUAAUUUAACCACCACUAUUAUUGGUGCUGGGAUGAUGGCCUUGCCUGCUACUAUGAAAGUUCUUGGAUUGACUUUAGGGUUUUUGUUGAUAAUCUUUAUCGGCAUUUUGUCAGAAAUUAGUGUUGAAUUGUUAGUGAGGUAUUCGGUUUUUUGUAAGGCGUCGUCGUAUGGAGAAGUUGUGCAAUAUGCAUUGGGUAGGCCUGCUAGGGUUUUGUCUGAGAUUUGUAUAAUUAUAAAUACUGGUGGUGUUUUGGUAGUGUAUUUGAUCAUUUUGGGCGAUGUUAUGUCGGGUUCACCUCAUCAUACUGGAGUUUUCGAUCAAUGGUUAGGGAAUGGGAUGUGGGAUCAUAGGAAAUUGUUGGUUCUUAUUGUCGUGGUGGUUUUUCUUGCACCGCUUUGUGUGUUGGAUAGGAUUGAAUCUUUGAGCUUGACUUCAGCUGCAUCUGUGGCCCUCGCUGUGGUGUUUGUUGUGGUAUGUUUUGUGGUUGCAUUUAUUAAGCUUGUUGAAGGGAAAAUUGAGCCUCCGAGGAUGAGUCCUGAACUUGGGUCAAAGACUGCGAUUUUGGAUUUGCUUGUGGUGAUUCCAAUUAUGACAAAUGCAUAUGUUUGCCAUUUUAAUGUACAACCUAUUUAUAAUGAGCUUGAAGGGCGGUCUCCUCAGAAGAUGAAUCGGGUGGGGAGAAUUACGAUUAUCCUUUGCAUUGUGGUUUAUUUAUCAACUGCCACAUCAGGGUAUUUACUUUUUGGGAAGGGCACUGAGUCUGAUGUGCUGACCAAUUUUGACAAGGAUCUUGGGAUCCGUUUCAGCUCUGCAUUGAACUAUAUUGUACGGAUUGGGUACAUUCUUCAUUUGAUUCUUGUUUUCCCUGUUAUUCAUUUCUCGUUAAGACAGACUGUAGAUGCCUUGGUGUUUGUGGGGUCAGCUCCGCUCAUAGAGAGUAAGAAGAGGUCGUUGACUUUAACAGUGGUUCUAUUGGUCUGCAUUUAUUUUGGUUCUACCACGAUUCCCAACAUUUGGACCGCUUUCAAGUUUACAGGGGCAACGACAGCACUGACAUUAGGUUUUAUAUUCCCAUCUCUUGUGGCUUUAAGGUUAAGUCGGCAAGGAGAGGGUUUAAGCGUUAUGGAGAGGUUUGUGUCGUGGUUGAUGUUAGUAUUGGCCAUUGUAGUAAGCAUUAUUGGAGUUAUUGGCAACAUAUAUAGCCUCGAAAAAUCUGAUUGAUUCUAUUCUUGGUUAUUGCUUGCGAUGUUUUGUUAUGUAUUAAUCUGGUGAAUGUUAUACAGUCAGGGGGUGAGAAAUAGCUUUUAUGUUUUUCUGAUGCCAACAUCCAAAUGCAAUUAGAUGCCGAUUUUGCUAAGAAGUUAAGAGAAAAGCCGGAAAUUGCUGAGAGGGUGCUCAUGUUACAGAUUUGAUGUGUUUAAUACACUCUUCAUAGCAGCUCCAAUAAGUUUACUCACCAUAGAAGGAAUGUUUAGGGAGAAUACCUCUAUGGAAGCAUCAUACGACGGAUCUAAGUUAAUGAAAUUUUUUGUCUGAUUAACAUAUUGAUAGGUUUUCCUAGUUCCAAAUAAUGUUGUUCUUUGUUUUUUUUUUUUUCACAUGAACACUGUUAUAAUUUGUAUAAGUACAGCAACAGCAUUGUUGUUGAA